AGUCCAAGUGAAAAGUUUGCAGAAGAAGGAAUCAUUUUGUGAAAGCUCUUAAAGAAUAAAAAGAAAAUUAAAAUAUACAAUUAUAACAAAGAUAGCUUAAUUAGUAUUGCUAAUCAAUUAACUAUUUGAACCUUUUGUGCAAAUUAUUGCAAAGAAAUUACUCGAAAAAUGUUUGUGCACGAUUUACGGGCUCAUGAUUCGGAUUCUGGAGAGGAGGAGGAUAUCCCUCAAGGCGAUUUGCUUCAGAGGAGAAGAGAAGAAUGCGAACGAAAGGCACGCCGUGGGGAGAUGGAUCCCCGAUUGGAGUUUACGUUCCAGCUGCUGAUGGAUGGAACUGGGUUGCCUCGACAUCAAAUAAUGGAUCAUAUUUUCGAGGGCGACAUGUUGGAUGAGAUUAACCAGCUGUUUCUGCCCAACAUGAGGAACAAAUUAAUGUGGUUUUAUCAGGAGAUGGACGAACCAGAACCACAACCAAGCUCCGAUGCCCCAAAGGCUGGACCAUCGAGGGCAGGAAUGUCAAACAUCUCGAAAACUCCUCAAGGAACAACAUCUAGUGGACCCACAAUGAGAUUCAAACUAUUCCUAACAGACGGAUGGAAUUGUGCCUUUACUGGUGUAUGCAUCUAUAUGUUUCGCAUAAAUAAUACAAAACAGCUACCCGAGGAGGGUUUUCAUAAGGAUUUAUAUUGUGGCGUAAUUGAUUCUCGUCGGGUGGGUUUAGUUGCCUCAGUUGAGAGAAUUGUAGAAUAUAUUUUCAUGCAAGCACUGGGAUUUCCCACGGAAGAUGAUGAGGAAAUAAAUCAACUACUCAUUAAGGGACAAUUGCUCCCUGGGUUGAGAUCAUUCUGCAGUGCUCUCCGUGUAUGCGAGAAGGUUUGCAACUACGUCAACGUCUUUGAAGAUAAUAUCCAUAAUUUUUCAAUGCAAACAACCGUAACAGAGGUGAAGGAAUUGGCGACAAAUCAGGAAUUUUGCCGGAAUUCUGAAGAGCGUGUCAAGGCAUGGAUGAAAGGAAUUAAUGUCAAUAUUCUGAUGGAAAGUGAACAGCUCAGGCGUGAAAAUGACUCAAGUGGCCCUCAAGAUGAGCUAGAGUAUUGGAAAUGUCGAGGAGCACAAUUUUCUCAGCUUUUAUCACAUUUACAGGAAAAGGAAGUUCAGUACACCCUCACCACGCUUUCGCUGUCAGGAUCAAAAGUGAUGAAAAUGUGGAAGGAGACCGAUCGAAAAAUAACAUUUUGUUACAAUGAGGCGAGGGAUAAUUCUAAAUUUAUUCAAUCGAUGGAGCAAUGCUGCCAUGCCCUGUACCUCGAUGAUCCGGUUAAUAUGAAAGAAUCCAUUCUGAGUCUCCUACAGACAGUGAGACUCAUCUACAGUGUAUCCCAAUUCUACAACACAUCUGAACGUACCUCGGCACUCAUGGUUAAAAUUACAAAUCAAAUGAUUGAGACAUGCAAAUCCUACAUUACGUGCCGUGGAAAGGAGACAAUUUGGUCACAGGAUCGUAAUUUAAUUCGAACCAAAUUGACAAAUUGCAUUAAAUUGAAUCAUAUCUACCGCGAAACAUAUUACACCGUUCGUGCACAGCCUUUCCUUCCAAAUCAAACACCAUUUGGCUUCUCGGAGAAUUUUGUAUUUGGCAAAUUCGAUACGUUCUGUGAGAGAUUGCAGAAAAUAAUUUCCAUGUUCAAUCUCAUUGAUGACUACAAUCAUCUAUUUGAGCGACGGCUCGAGGGUUUGCUGCUGGGUGAAGCACUAGAUGAGGCAAUGAAUAACUUCGGGGAGUCAAAGAAGGAAGUGGUGUUCAAGAAAUACGAUUACCUGGAUCAUCGCAAUGCAGAAUUCAAUGUUGACUUUCAGAGUUUCCUAUCAAGAACCAACACCCUGAAGGAGUCUAUUGCAUCGAUGAUUGAGUACAACUUUGAUACAGUGUGGGAGACUCCGCAAGGUAUUCGCUUCUUGAUUCGAUUUGAGAAAGUCAGUGAGAAAAUUCCAUUGACACAGAUGGAAGAAAAAUAUCAGAGAAUUCUCAAGUAUUGCGAAAAGGAGGUGGAGAGAAUUCUCAAGUUGUUUCGUAAGCAACGCGAUGAUCCCCCAUUGCCCCGAAAUGUACCACCCAUCGCGGGUCGAAUAAAGUGGUGUCGCUCUCUCGAGUGUCACCUGGCAGAGCUUGUGUCGAGUGUGUCAACACAUCCCAUCCUGCAGAAUUUACCCGCCACGAAGGAUCUCGAGAAUAGAUACAACUCAGUUAAGAUAAUCCUGGCAGAAUAUGAGCAAGAAAUUGUGUCCAUAUGGCUUAAUCAGGAUGUUACUGUAGCUGAUGCCUGUCUUGUACAGCCUAUUCUUGCUCUUCAGCACGAUAGACUAUUUGUUAAUCUACACUCAACUAUUCCACUUCUUAUUAGAGAGGCGAAAUGCCUGGCAAAGAUGAAUAUUGAAUUGCCAAUAGUAGCCGCUACGCUUCUUGCAAAGCAAAAUCACUUUAGCACCAUACAGGAUUCACUGAAUAGCCUUAUAAAGAUGUUUUUGUCGGCUGUUAAAAAAGUAAAAUUGGAAGUGAGACCACUCUUUCUCCCUCAACUCGUUCGUCUAACAUCCAUGCUUCGUCCUGGAUUACAGUCAAUUAACUGGACAGACCCGAAGUGGGUGGAAUUUUAUGAGAACUGCAAAGAAGCAAUAACAACGUUUGAUAUCCUCGUGGCUCGGGUUCAUGAUAUUUAUGCCAACCGUAUACUUCAUGUUCUCAUGUCAAUGCAGGACGUUACACUGCAGACUCUGCCCACAGACGAUGAAAUGUGGACAAUCGAGGAGUUCUUGGAGAAAAAUGAGGAAGCCUGUCGGCAAGCGGCAAUUGAGCUCAAUAGGAAAAGUCAAAUGGUAUCUGAGGCAGUUGAGGAAGUACUCGAAUUAGUGCAAAAAGCCUCGCAGCAAUUUAAGGAAAUGUGUGGAGCAGAAAAUGAUCUAAUGGCCGACGAGGAAAGUAAAAGUACACCGUCCAGUAAUAAAGAUGACGAAGCGGAUAGUUCUCAAAACCAACAGCAAGAUUGGAGUAUCCUUUGGUCAUGUUUUGAAAACCCUCUGUCUCUCCUGUCGUCCCAAAACGGUGGACUCUCCAAGGGGAUGCAGGACAUGGUGCACAAUGCUGUGGCAGAAAUGCGUCGCUACUAUAGUCGGAAAGUUAUUGAUGUUCUCAUAAGGGUAACAAGAUCAUCCCUGGAUAUGCUUCGUCGACGUUUUGUUUCGGAACUUGAUGGAGAAACCUCGAGGAAGCCUGUAUUUCUCAUGAAUGCUACUCUUAUGAUUCCCAAUGUUUCCAUAAGACCUACCCUCGAUGAGCUACAGGAAACUCUUGUACAAGCGGGAAAAAAUAUUGCUGGGGUAGCCAAAGGUGUGGCUCAGUGGUCAAGUGGAAAGGACUCAUCAGGCGGCUAUUCUAUCACAGAUAAACGAAUGAGUCGCAACAUAAGGGAAGAUAGUAAGACCCGACGACGUAAAGUCUAUCGUCUAGUCUCAGAAGAGAAACCUCAAAUGCCCCACAUGACUAAAAGCUUCUACAGCUACAUUAUGGACAACAAAGAGGUAGUGAAGACUCUAUCACUCUUGUCAACUUGCACCAGAAAUGUUAAGCAAGAUAUCCAAGGUUUCAUCAAGAGGUGGAAACCCUAUCAUUUUCUCUGGAAAAAUGAUCGUACAGCACGACAACUUAUGGAAUAUGGGCUGCAUGAAUUUGAAUCCUCACUCCGUUGUCUGGCAGACUUGGAUGCAAAUUUAUUGAUUGAGCCCGAUAUGGAAUACUUUGGUCAGAGUAUUGCAAUAUCCACUGAAAAACUUAAAUAUGGUCUGGCAAUUGAAAUAAAAUCGUGUACACACAAAAUUGGCCAAGCUAUGAAGAAGAAAUACAAGCGUGAGAUGGAUUAUGUGUACGCAGUAAUGCAUGAGAUGGAAAGGAAACUUGAUCGACAAAUUCGCGAUUUAGAUGAUGUGCGAAUGAUUAUGGAUACAUUGGCGAAGAUUCGUGAGCAGGAAGUAGACAUGGAAUUGAGGAUUGAUCCUAUAGAAGAAGCAUUUAAUGUUCUAACGAAGUACGAAGUGCAAGUGGACAGAGAACAUUACGAUCAAGUAGAUAACUUGCGAUACACGUGGCAGAAUCUGCAAGGAUUGGCUCUGCAAGCGCAAGUCAAACUUCUAGAUAUGCAACCAAGCUUUGAGUCCGAUUUGAGGAAUAACCUAGAUAAAUUCCGUCAGGAUAAGAUUGAGUAUGUCAAUGAAUAUAGGAAUGCUGGUCCAAUGCAACCUGGUCUGACACCACGAGAGGCUAGUGACAAACUAAUCCUCUUCCAGAACCGCUUCGAUGGGAUGUGGCGUCGUCUGCAGACUUAUCAGAGCGGUGAGGAAUUGUUUGGCCUUCCUCAAACAGACUAUCCCGAAUUGGGUCAGAUCCGAAAAGAACUCAAUCUACUGCAGAAAUUAUAUAAACUCUAUAACGAUGUCAUUGAUCGCGUGAGUAGUUACUAUGAUAUUCCAUGGGGUGAGGUUGACAUUGAAGAGAUAAACAACGAACUGAUGGAGUUCCAGAAUCGUUGUAGGAAAUUACCAAAAGGCCUCAAAGAAUGGCCAGCCUUCCAUGCACUUAAACGAACCAUUGACGACUUUAACGACAUGUGUCCCUUGUUGGAGCUAAUGGCUAACAAAGCUAUGAAACCACGGCACUGGCAGAGGAUCAUGGAAGUCACAAAGUAUACCUUUGAAUUUGACAGUGAGGGUUUCUCUCUCAAGAACAUCUUGGAAGCACCUCUACUGAAAUAUAAAGAAGAUAUUGAAGAUAUUUGCAUCUCAGCCAUGAAAGAAAAGGAUAUUGAAGCAAAACUCAAGCAAGUAACAAAUGAAUGGUCUGUGCAUGAACUGCAAUUUAUGACAUUCAAUAAUCGCGGAGAAUUGCUGCUGCGAGGUGAUACGACUGCUGAAACAAUUGGCCAGCUCGAAGAUAGUCUUAUGGUGCUUGGAUCGCUCAUGUCAAACAGAUACAAUGCUCCAUUCCGUAAGCAGAUCCAACAAUGGGUUUUUGAUCUAUCAAAUUCAAAUGAUAUCUUAGAGAGAUGGCUACUUGUGCAAAAUAUGUGGGUCUAUCUGGAAGCUGUCUUCGUUGGAGGUGACAUUGCAAAACAGCUACCAAAAGAGGCGAAAAGAUUUUCCAAAAUUGACAAAUCAUGGCAGAAAAUUAUGCAGAGAGCUCACGAAACUCCAGGAGUUGUAGCAUGUUGUGUUGGAGAUGAUCUGCUGAAGCAAUUGCUGCCACACUUGCAAGAGCAACUGGAACUUUGCCAGAAGUCUUUGAGCGGCUACCUUGAACGCAAGAGAAUGAUGUUUCCACGUUUCUUCUUCGUAUCUGAUCCUGCUCUUUUGGAGAUCCUGGGACAAGCAUCUGAUUCGCAUACUAUUCAAAAUCACUUGCUUUCAAUUUUUGACAACACACGUUUUGUGAAGUUCCACGACAUUGAGUAUAACAAAAUGAUGGCCAUUGUUUCAUCUGAGGGCGAGACUAUUCAAUUAGAUAGAGCCAUUCGAGCUGAAGGUUCCGUGGAAACUUGGCUCACAUCUCUCCUUGUUUCGUCACAGCAAUCACUACAUUCAAUAAUUCGACAGGCUCACACAAACAUCAACGAUCCAAACUUCCAAUUCCUAUCUUUCUUGGAGAAAAUGCCAGCUCAAGUGGGUAUUUUGGGUAUCCAAAUGGUCUGGACUCGAGAUGCCGAACUAGCUCUCAUGCAGGCGAGGCAUGAGAAGAAAGUAAUGGCCGAGACGAACAAUAAAUUCCUUGAACUCCUCAACACUCUAAUUGAUCAGACUACAAGAGACUUGACAAGAAUUGAAAGAAUUAAAUUUGAAACAUUAAUCACAAUACACGUGCAUCAGAGAGAUAUUUUUGAUAUACUCUGCAGAAUCAAUGUGAGAUCAGCAAAUGAUUUUGAGUGGCUGAAGCAGUCCCGAUUCUACUUCAAGGAAGACAUGGAUAAGACUUGGAUAUCAAUUACAGAUGUUACCUUUAACUACCAAAAUGAAUAUUUGGGCUGUACCGAGAGAUUGGUAAUUACACCUUUAACUGAUCGCUGCUACAUUACUCUUGCUCAGGCAUUGAUGCUGAGUAUGGGUGGCAGUCCCUGUGGUCCAGCAGGUACAGGCAAGACAGAGACUGUGAAGGACAUGGGAAAGACUCUGGCUAAAUAUGUGGUGGUUUUCAAUUGUUCCGACCAGAUGGAUUAUCGUGGUUUGGGAAGAAUUUACAAAGGCCUAGCUCAGUCGGGAACAUGGGGAUGCUUUGACGAAUUCAACCGUAUUGAAUUGCCCGUGCUCUCAGUAGCAGCUCAGCAAGUUGCAGUUGUUCUUACAGCACGAAAGGAGAAACGUAAGAAUUUCGUUUUCACCGAUGGAGAUCUCAUCGAUAUGAAUCCAGAGUUUGGUAUAUUCAUUACAAUGAAUCCAGGAUAUGCAGGAAGAAAGGAAUUGCCUGAGAAUUUGAAAAUUCAAUUCCGCACAGUUGCAAUGAUGGUUCCUGACCGUCAAAUUAUUAUCAGAGUUAAACUUGCUUCCUGUGGCUUCCUCGAAAAUAUCACGCUAGCUAGAAAAUUCUACACACUGUAUAAGCUAUGCGAGGAGCAGCUUACGAAGCAAGUACACUAUGACUUUGGUUUGAGGAACAUUUUGUCGGUUCUGAGAACUUUGGGAGCAUCCAAGAGGCAAAAUAGUAAAGAUAGUGAAAGCACCAUUGUUAUGCGGGUGCUGCGGGAUAUGAAUUUAUCAAAAUUAAUUGAUGAGGAUGAGCCGCUAUUUAUUUCUCUCGUUGCUGAUUUAUUCCCCAAUCAAAUGCUCGAGAAGACAACUUACCCAGAUCUUGAAGCAGCUAUUCAGAUUCAAGUAGAAGAGGCAGGAUUGAUAUUCCACCCACCGUGGGUGCUGAAACUAAUACAGCUGUAUGAGACACAGAAGGUGCGACAUGGUAUAAUGACUCUGGGACCAGCUGGUGCAGGCAAGACAUCAUGUAUACAAAUCCUCAUGAAAGCUCUUUCACACACUGGCGAAUGCCAUCGUGAAAUGCGAAUGAAUCCAAAAGCAAUAACAGCUGCACAAAUGUUUGGUCGCCUCGAUGUUGCCACAAAUGACUGGACAGAUGGCAUUUUCUCAGCUCUCUGGAGGAAAACUCUCAAGAUGAAGAAAAGUGACCACGUCUGGUUGGUGCUCGAUGGUCCCGUGGACAGUAUUUGGAUUGAAAAUUUAAACUCUGUGUUGGACGACAACAAAACUCUAACUUUGGCUAAUGGUGAUAGAUUAGCCAUGUCACCUACAUGCAAAAUUAUCUUUGAACCACAUAACAUUGAUAAUGCUUCCCCGGCUACGGUGUCUCGCAAUGGGAUGGUCUACAUGAGUUCAUCAGGAUUGGAUUGGAAUCCAAUCCUAAUGGCAUGGCUUUUGACCAGGAGUCCACGUGAGAAAGCCGUAUUUCAGGAAUUAUUUGAGCUCUCCUUUGCUGCUCUCUACGCAUGGGGAACGCAAAAUCUCAAUUUAAUGAUGGACGUGCUUCAAUGCAACAUUGUGAGUCAAAUGCUAAGUAUUUUGGAAGGUUUGGUACCUGUGCUCAAAGAAGAGGAAAAUAAUGUUGCUCUCUCCACAACUGAGAGCUUAGAGGAGGAAAAUCCAGAGGAGCAAAAGCAAGAGGUUAAGGAUGAAGUGUGUACCCCUGAACACCUCCAUCGUCUCUACAUCUUCGCCAUGGCAUGGGGUAUGGGAGCAUUUCUCAAUACAGGUGACCAAAAGAAAAUGGAUGAAUUUGUGAAACAACGAUUUCCCACAAUGGACUUCCCCAUUGAGGAACGCAAUCCAAGUGCUACGAUAUUUGACUUUUUCGUUACUUCCACGGGUGCAUGGCAAAAUUGGAGUACAUUGGUGACAAAUUAUGUUUAUCCAGAAUACUCUACACCCGACUAUUUGAGUAUCCUUGUGCCCAUUGUUGAUAACGUACGUAUUGAUUACUUAAUUAGCACAAUAGCUAAUCAGGAAAAAGCUGUCUUGCUAAUUGGUGAACAAGGAACCGCCAAGACGGUUAUGAUGAAGAAUUUUAUGAAGAAAACCAACCCUGAAUCUUUUAUGGGGCGCUCAUUCAAUUUCUCCUCUGCCACGAGCCCAUUUCAAUUCCAAAAGACCAUCGAGAGUUACGUGGAGAAGCGUCUUGGCAAUACCUUUGGCCCACCCGGUGGGCGAAAACUUAUUGUCUUUAUUGAUGACAUAAAUCUGCCUCAGAUUAACGAGUGGGGUGAUCAAAUUACUAAUGAGAUUGUGCGGCAAACAAUGGAUAUGAAAGGAUUCUACAGCCUCGAGAAACCCGGGGACUUUACCAAUAUUGUCGAUGUUCAAUUUGUAGCGGCAAUGGGCUUACCAGGUGGUGGCCGAAAUGAUAUACCUUCUCGUCUCAAGAGGCAAUUUGCGGUGUUUAAUUGCAACAUCCCCGAUGACGCGUCCAUCGACAAGAUAUUCCGCGUUGUGGGUGAGGGUCACUACAAUACCAAGAGGGGCUUCCAACCUGAGGUGAGGAAUUUGGUGAAACGCCUCAUACCACUCACACGCCUUUUAUGGCAACAUACCCGCAAUAAAUUGCUCCCGACACCCGCAAAAUUCCACUAUGUGUUCAGCCUCAGGGACCUCUCACGCAUUUGGCAGGGGAUGAUUGGCACCCUCUCCACUGUAAUCACGUCCGAGAGUGUCAUGGUAUCCCUGUGGAAGCACGAGUGUACGAGAGUCUUUUCCGAUCGAUUCACCGUGGCCUGCGACAAGGAGUGGUUCAACACAGAAAUACUCGCUCUUGUAACCACAGAACUUGGAGAAGAGUUUGUGGAGAUGGCCAAGCCGAAUCCCGUGUUUGUUGAUUUUAUGCGUGACGCACCAGAGCCAACGGGUGAAGAGGGUGAGGAUACCGACAUGGAAUUGCCAAAAGUCUAUGAGCCCGUCACGCAGUAUGAUAUUCUUAGAGAGCGUCUUAUCAUGUUCCUUUCUCAAUUCAAUGAAAUGGUGCGUGGCACAGGCAUGGAUUUAGUCUUCUUCCCCGACGCCAUGCUACAUUUGGUCAAAAUUUCCCGCAUUAUUCGUCAUCCACGGGGAAAUGUUAUGCUUGUUGGUGUUGGUGGAUCUGGGAAGCAAUCACUCACGAAAUUGGCAUCAUUUAUCGCGGGAUACAAGAUAUUCCAAAUAAACAUGACGCGUUCCUAUAAUGUGGCCAAUUUCCUCGAAGAUCUCAAACUUCUCUAUCGCUCAUGUGGUGUUCAGGGCAAAGGCACAACAUUCCUAUUUUCCGAUUUAGACAUCAAAGAAGAAGGAUUCUUGGAGUAUCUCAAUAACAUCCUCUCAUCGGGUGUUAUUUCGAAUCUCUUCAAUCGCGAUGAACAAUCGGAAAUUGUCUCCGAACUCACUCCCAUCAUGAAGAGGGAGAAUCAAAAGAAAACUGCAACUUCCGAGACCGUCAUGGAAUAUUUUCUACAACGGACAUGCCACAAUCUCCACGUAGUUUUCUGUUUUUCACCUGUUGGCGAAACCUUCCGGCAUCGUGUUUUGCGAUUUCCAGCUCUAGUUUCAGGAUGCACAAUUGAUUGGUUUCAACCAUGGCCAAAAGAUGCUCUUGUGUCUGUGGCCAAGCACUUCCUCUCAGACUUUGAAAUUGAGUGCACGAAAGAAGUAAAGGUGGAACUUGUGAAUGCCCUAGGAACCAUCCAGGAUGUCGUCUCUGAAACAUCCGUGGAUUACUUUCAGCGAUUCCGACGUGCUACACAUGUUACGCCAAAAUCAUACCUCAACUUUAUUGCUGGGUACAAAAAUAUUUACCAGCAAAAGCAGAAGGAACUUGGUGAUGGGGUGGAGAAAAUGGAUACGGGUCUCGAGAAAUUAGCUGAAGCCAGUGCUUCCGUGGAGAUUCUAAAAAAGGAUUUAGCUGUGAUGGAAAAAGAAUUAGCAGAGGCAUCCCAGAAGGCAGAAAGAGUACUCCUUGAAGUCACGGAGAGAGCAAUGCAAGCAGAAAUUGUAAAGAAUCAAGUGCAGACAGUUAAGGAGAAAGCUGAAGCUCUCGUAGCAAAUAUUGCAGAAGAAAAGGGGCUAGCUGAAGAGAAAUUAGAAGCUGCUAAGCCAGCUUUGGAGGAAGCAGAGGCUGCCCUGAACACCAUUAAACCAGCUCAUAUUGCGACAGUUCGCAAACUAGGUCGCCCUCCUCAUCUUAUCAUGCGAAUUAUGGAUUGUGUGCUUAUUCUAUUUCAAAGAAAAGUUCAUCCAAUGAUUGCAGAUACAGCUGCUCCUUGUCCUAAGCCAUCAUGGCAAGAGUCGUUAAAAAUGAUGGCUAGCACUACGUUUUUGCUUCAGCUACAGAAUUAUCCAAAAGAUACCAUAAACGACGAGAUGAUUGAUUUUUUGCAGCCCUAUUUUAGAAUGGAGGACUACAACAUGGAUACAGCAAGAAGGGUCUGUGGUGAUGUUGCCGGAUUACUUUCCUGGACGAAAGCUAUGGCAUUUUUCCAUGGAGUCAAUAAGGAAGUUUUACCUUUAAAAGCAAAUCUUACCUUACAAGAGGCUCGACUUAAAAUUGCCAUGGAUGACUUGGCAGCUGCGGAGAAUCAACUUGCCGAAAGAGAAGCUGCCCUACAGGAAGUCAAAGAGCAGUAUGAUUCUGCUGUUGCUGAAAAACAAAGACUCACAGAUGCAGCCAAUGUUUGUCUCAGAAAGAUGACCGCAGCAACAGCUUUAAUUAAUGGUUUGGGUGGCGAGAAACAUCGAUGGACACAGCAAAGUAAGGAAUUCAAAAUCCAACUUGGAAAGCUCGUGGGGGAUGUUCUUCUGGCUACGGGAUUUUUAUCUUACUGUGGUCCGUAUAAUCAAGAAUUUAGGGCUAAUCUAUUGAAGACGUGGAUGAGUAUUUUGAAAACACGCAACAUCCCCUAUACUCACAAUCUCAAUAUAAUUAAUAUGUUGGUGGAAUCAUCAACAGUUUCUGAAUGGACACUUCAGGGGUUGCCCAAUGAUGAACUUUCUGUGCAGAAUGCAUUGAUUGUUACGAAAUCCAGUAGCUACCCCCUUCUCUGUGACCCACAAAAUCAAGGCAAGUUGUGGAUAAAGACCAAGGAAGAUUGCAAUGAACUUCAGAUAACAUCGCUCAAUCACAAGUACUUUAGAACCCACCUUGAGGAUAGCUUGUCUCUCGGACGACCACUACUUAUUGAGGAUGUAGGAGUGGAAUUGGAUCCUGUGAUUGACAAUGUAUUAGAGAAGAAUUUCAUCAAGUCGGGAACAAUAGAGAAAGUGCUUGUGGGCGACAAGGAGUGUGACGUCAUGCCUGGAUUUAUGCUAUAUAUCACAACUAAAUUACCAAAUCCCGCAUUUAGCCCUGAAAUUAGCGCAAAGACAUCCAUUAUUGACUUUACCGUAACUAUGAGGGGAUUGGAGGAUCAACUUCUGGGUCGUGUGAUUCUAAUGGAGAAAUCCGACUUGGAGGCAGAACGAGUAAAUUUAUUCGAGAGCGUUAUGAAAAAUCAACGAAGUAUGAAAGAAUUGGAGGCAAAUCUCCUCUCGCGUCUGACGUCAUCUGAGGGUUCUCUCGUGGACGAUGAGGCUCUCAUCCAGGUGCUGCAGGAAACGAAGACCACUGCAGAGGAAGUUAAUCAAAAACUCAAAAUCUCCGAGGUAACUGAGAAGAAAAUUAUGGUGGCACGUGAGGAAUUCCGUGCAGUAGCUAGUCGUGGAUCUAUUUUGUAUUUUCUCAUUGUGGAGAUGAGUAAUGUAAACAUAAUGUACCAGAAUUCGCUAAAGCAAUUUCUUGUAAUUUUCGACAACUCAAUUACUAAAUCCGUCAAGAGUAGCAUAACGGAGGAGAGAAUUAAUAUUAUUCUCAAAUAUCUCACAUAUGAGGUGUGGGCAUUCACGAGUAGGUCGCUGUAUGAGAGGCACAAGCAACUAUUCACCCUAAUGUUGGCUAUUAAAAUUGACUACCACAAGGGGAAUAUAAGUCACGAGGAAUUUAUGUCCUUCGUAAAGGGUGGUGCAUCAUUGGAUCUUAAUGCUGUGCAACCAAAACCAUUUAGGUGGAUUUUGGACAUGGUAUGGCUGAAUCUUGUGGAAAUUAGCCGACUAAAUACCUUCUCAGAUCUCCUCAAAAAGAUAGAAACGAAUGAAAAGGAGUGGCGUGUUUGGUAUGAAGCUGAGAAACCAGAAAUGGAGGAAAUCCCAUGUGGGUACCACAAUAAUUUGGAUGUGUUUCGGAAAUUACUAUUGGUGCGGAGUUGGAGCCCGGAUCGUACAAUUUCGCAAGCUAGAAAGUACAUUGAGGAAUCCUUGGGUCCUGAGUAUGGGGAAAUGCAAAUUCUUGACCUGGAAGCCACUUGGGAGGAAUCCGAGCCCCGCACACCACUUAUUUGCAUCCUGUCAAUUGGCUCGGAUCCAUCAACUCAAAUUUCAACAUUGGCAAAGAUAAAGAGUAUCCCUCUUAAAGCCGUCUCGAUGGGUCAAGGACAAGAGUUUCAUGCACGCAAACUGAUUACAGACUGCAUGGGUUCUGGGGGGUGGGUGCUACUUCAGAAUGCUCACCUCUCUAUAACAUUCUGUGCCGAAAUAAUCGAUAUUCUCGUGGAGACGGAACACGUGGAGGAAACAUUUAGGCUGUGGGUUACAACGGAGGUUCACGAACAAUUCCCAAUUGGUCUUUUGCAGAUGGCAAUUAAAUUUACAAAUGAACCCCCACAGGGGAUAAGGGCUAGUAUGAAGAGGAGCUAUCAAACUUUCACACAGGAUUUCUUAGAUUAUACAUCAGCACCGCAAUGGCCACCGCUUCUGUACACAAUUGCCUUCUUACACACUGUAGUCCAGGAGCGUAGGAAAUUCGGCCCACUCGGUUGGAAUGUGCCGUAUGAAUUUAAUCAGGCAGAUUUUGCCGCCUCCGUACAAUUCAUUCAGAAUCAUUUGGAUGAAAUGGAUCCUAAGAAGGGUGUGUCUUGGCAAACACUGUGCUAUAUGCUGGGUGAGGUUCAAUACGGUGGCAGGGUUACGGAUGACUUUGAUAAACGUCUCCUGACCACAUUUACACAAGUAUGGUUUAGCGAAUCUCUUCUGAGUAGCGGCUUUGAAUUUUACAAGGGCUACAGAGUCCCAAUGACACGCAAUUUGCAAGGUUACGUGGAUUAUAUUAAUUCCCUACCAACAUCUGACACCCCCGAAGUGUUCGGUUUGCACCCAAAUGCCGAUAUCACGUAUCAGAUUAACACGGCCAAGGGUAUAUUGGAUACUAUAUUGUCGGUUCAGCCCAAGGAGGGUGGUAGCCAAGGUGGGGAAACACGAGAAAACAUUGUGUAUCAAUUAGCGGAUGAUAUGCUACGCAAGCUACCGCCCGCGUACAAUUCUUUUGAGGUGAAGGAGGCUCUCUUGCGAAUGGGUGUGCUUCUGCCCAUGAACAUCUUCCUCCGGCAGGAAAUCGAUCGAAUGCAGCGAGUAAUUAAAACCGUACGGUCUAGUCUCAGCGACCUGAAAUUGGCCAUCGAUGGCACUAUUGUCAUGAGUCAGUACCUUAGGGAAUCGCUGGAUGCCAUGUAUGACGCACGUAUUCCUGAUAAAUGGAUGAAGGUUUCGUGGGAAUCAACAACACUUGGUUUUUGGUACACGGAAUUACUGGAAAGAAACACCCAAUUUAGGCAUUGGUGCAAUAGUGAUAGACCCAAAGUCUUCUGGAUGACGGGAUUUUUCAAUCCGCAGGGAUUUCUCACGGCUAUGCGACAGGAGGUAACGCGAGCACAUAAAGGAUGGGCCCUGGAUUCUGUUGUACUCCAGAAUCAAAUAACACGCUUCAACAAAGAAGACAUCUCCGAAGCGCCGUCAGAAGGUGUUUAUGUGCAUGGAUUGUUUCUCGAAGGAGCAUCUCUGGAUCGCCGCAGUGGGAAGUUGAUAGAGUCAAAACCAAAAGUUCUAUACGAACAGAUGCCAGUGACUUAUAUUUAUGCCAUUAACACAACGGCUGGCAAGGAUCCACGACUCUAUGAAUGUCCCAUCUACCGGAAGCCACAGCGUACAGACCAAAAGUACGUAGGCUCAAUCGACUUUGAGACGGACUUCAAUUCAAGACAUUGGAUUCUACGUGGUGUCGCCCUUCUUUGUGAUAUUAAAUGAGCAAUGAAUUUAGAAAUUUGUCGGCAAGUACACCUUCAAUGCUUUGUGGGUUUUAAAUGAGCAAAAGUUUCGCAAUAAUUUAAAAUGAUUCACUUCUAGAGAUAUAUAUGGGUUUGCAUUGUAUAUAGCAAAACCCACGCACAAAAUUCUUUAUAAACAAUUUUCGCUGCUGAAUAAAGUUUUGCUUUUACACCUGCUUACAGAAA
Molecule: messenger RNA, 14378 nt
Organism: Lutzomyia longipalpis
Lineage: Eukaryota; Metazoa; Arthropoda; Insecta; Diptera; Psychodidae
Gene: Dhc1
Product: dynein axonemal heavy chain 5
Exons: 16
Coding region: 169-14172 (4667 amino acids)
Biological process (GO): microtubule-based movement
Cellular component (GO): dynein complex
Molecular function (GO): ATP hydrolysis activity; minus-end-directed microtubule motor activity; dynein light intermediate chain binding
Source: RefSeq, a predicted model, not a curated record